Messenger RNA from Rotaria sp. Silwood2, 749 nucleotides. Lineage: Eukaryota; Metazoa; Rotifera; Eurotatoria; Philodinida; Philodinidae. The record is from the annotation of a GenBank genome assembly.
AUGAUUGAGCCAUCAAUUACGUGGAAUCAACAACAAGAAGAUAAUUGUUCAUCAUUAACAGAUACAAAAUGUGACAAACUAAAUGUUAAUACUGUAGAAUUUUCACCAUCAAUUGCGUCAGAAUCAACAAGUGCUUCUACAAUAUCAACAUCUGUUAUUACUAAAAAUACAAUUGAAGAUGAAAAGAAACAAAUAGAAGGACAUAUUAAACUUACAGAAUUAAAUGAUCAACAAGAAAUAAUUCAACGAAAUACCAUAACUGACAUAGUGUCUGACGAUUUAACAACGAAUAAAGCAAGAGCAGUCAAUGAAUUUACAACUCAAAAAGAAGCAAUAAAUAUUGUUGUUGAACGUGAUAUUAUACGGCAACGCGAAACACUUGAUGUUCUUUUUUGUGGACAUAUUGAUGUUGGAAUAUCAACUAUUUAUGCACAACUUAUGUUUUCUAUGGGACACGUUGAUCAACAGACAUUAGAAAAAUAUCGAAAUGAAGCACGUGAAUUGUUAUAUUCAUCUUGGGAAUCAGGUCAAUAUGAAGAAAGAAAAGGACAAGCGGCUGAAGGCCAUCGACAUUGGUUUGAAACAAUGAGAAAACGUUGCAAUGUUCUCGGUCAAAUCAAUUAUAGAUUCUGGAGUAGAAAUCGAAUUGCUACUAUAGGCAAUGUGGAUAUUGCUAUUCUUGUAAUAUCAGCUCGUAAAGGUGAAUUUGAAACUGGUUUUGAACGUGGUGGUCAAACACGUGAACAUGC